Molecule: messenger RNA, 1366 nt
Organism: Doryrhamphus excisus (bluestripe pipefish)
Lineage: Eukaryota; Metazoa; Chordata; Actinopteri; Syngnathiformes; Syngnathidae
Source: RefSeq, a predicted model, not a curated record
UUACGGCACUUUCCUGGCAAAAUCCAUUAGCUAAUUUUAGUGCUAACAUGCUAGUUAAGAGGUUUUUAGAGUGUCCCGUUUCUGAUGCUAGACCCUUCUGAAGUUAUAAAAAACGUGUAAAUAUGGCGGCACGGAAGUCAAAAGAGUGCUAGUUGGUGGCGCUAAAGGGACGAGAGGCGGAGCUAGACCCACUCCCACCGGCUUUGUCCUCCACGUCUCCAGAAAAGACCUCCCUGAGCGAGACCCCCACCUGAGCGCAUAACCGCCUCGACCCGAGUAGAAGCAGAAUGAUGAAACUUUGCGUUGCGGUGGAAGCAGGAAGACAUUGUGCCUAUUAGAUUCCCAUAAUGGCUAAACUGUUUGAGUCAAUUGGGAAGCUGGGGCUGGCCCUGGCCAUUGGUGGGGGUGUGGUGAACUCUGCCCUUUUUAAUGUCGACGCAGGACACCAGGCAGUGAUAUUUGACCGAUUCAGAGGAGUCCAGGAUUCGGUCGUCGGCGAGGGCACGCACUUCCUCAUCCCGUGGGUGCAGAAGCCCAUCAUUUUCGAUUGCCGUUCCCGUCCGCGGAACGUGCCCGUCAUCACAGGAAGCAAAGAUCUACAGAACGUAAACAUUACCCUGCGUAUCCUCUUCCGGCCGGUGAGCAACCAGCUCCCACGGAUCUUCACGAGCAUCGGCGAGGAUUACGACGAAAGGGUGCUGCCGUCCAUCACCACAGAGGUCCUCAAGGCGGUUGUGGCUCGCUUCGACGCCGGCGAGCUGAUCACACAGAGAGAGCUGGUGUCUCGGCAGGUCAGCGAGGACCUCACGGAGAGAGCCUCCACCUUCGGCCUCAUCCUAGAUGAUGUCUCGCUGACACACUUGACAUUCGGCAAAGAAUUCACAGAAGCCGUUGAGAUGAAGCAGGUGGCCCAGCAGGAAGCCGAGAGAGCCAGAUUUGUUGUGGAAAAGGCAGAACAACAGAAGCAGGCCGCCAUCAUUUCGGCCGAGGGUGAUUCCCAGGCUGCCUUGCUCAUCGCCAACUCCCUCAUGGAGGCUGGCGACGGCCUGGUGGAGCUGCGUAAGCUGGAGGCGGCCGAGGAUAUCGCCUUCCAGCUUUCCCGCUCCCGAAACAUCACGUACUUGCCGUCGGGGCAGGGCACGUUGCUCCAGCUGCCCCAGUGAGGACACUGCCAAUGACCGCUCUCGGUUGCAGAUAUAUUCGUCGACCAAUGUGUGAGGAAGAAGUUUGUUUUGUUGGUCAUGCAGUUUAAUCUGUAAAGCUAACCAGUUGAUGCUGCAUUCAGCAUUUGUGGAAAUAACAUGUUUGCAUUGAGAUAAAAACCAGAGAUUCCUUCGACAAGACUAUUAAAUUCCAUUGUUCUCAA